AUGCAGACCUCUCCAAACACAGAUUUCGACCUCGUCGAGCGACGCAUCCAGACGCUUACAUCAAUUCUCCACGCUAUGAAGAGGCGACAUCCCCCUACCAGCCGACAGAGAGAGAAAGAGGCCCCAGCUUUUCUACGUCACUUGGCUACUCUCCUUACCUGUGGCAGCAAAGAUGAUGCAGAAGCUAGAAGAGUCAUCGCUGUUACUGGUAGCUUGUUCGAUGAAGAGUUACGGACCUUGGUCGUGACUCAAAAUCCUUCUGGCUCCACCGACAUUUCCGAACUUGGAGUGGAAGAGAUUAUGAAGUCAAGUGGGACAUUCGAGCAGGUGGUGAAAGGGAACAAGAACGCGAAGCUCCCUCAGCACAUAGCCGACGUUUGGGCCGCUAUAGACUCGUAUGAUCCAAAUGUUAAGGGCCAAUUCCGUUCGUUCUGCCUCUUCAUCGUCAGGCGCUGUUUCCGGAAGUUGUCCAAACGCGUAUUUCAAGACAAGGGAUGUUGGGAUGUGAGUGUGAGCCAGAAGAUUUUCGACUGGACUCCUCUCAGUCAAGAACUCGAUGAUGUUCGGUGGAUAGAACGCCCACAAUGGGCACUUGUAGACUUCCCCCCCGAUGUACUUGACGGAUUGAGGGAGAGAACGAUAGGGAUUCACGGGCGACCUGUCACUCAAUGGGAGUUCUCAAACGCCACCUUGCGGAGCUGGGCCUGGCUUCUCGCGUAUAUCCUCCAGCAGCUGGAAUUCACAACAAGCUGGACGAAGUUAGCGCGAGAGAAGGGGGAGACCGAUAAAGAGACCAGGGGGCUAAACGAUAUUCAUAAUUGGUGUUACUGUCUGCAUGCGUACGUGCAUUGGAAGGAGGGUAUCGUAAAGACCCUUCUAACCAGGACGUCACUGGCACAUGCGUUCGACCUCCCUGCUCCAUUGAAUAGGCGCGGUGAUGCCGAACCUGAAAUGCGGAGAGAGCCCGACGAAAGUGAUGGGCAACAAGAUGAACUUGCCGAAAUGCGGAGAGAGCCCAACGAAAGCGAUGGGCAACAAGUCCUUCGCCACCUGCAGGCCAUCGUCGCAUGGCAUGCCGCCGCACAAAGUCUCUUGGAUAAAAAUCGUCGACAAAUCGCCCCAACUCUGCGUGUCGGCUUAGUAGAGGUUACCCCGAGACACCCCGAUCUCAUGACUGUUGAGGACUUCGUCAAGGAAUUCUUCCUUAAACGACCCGCCUCAUCGUCUGAAGCCCGCACCUCCAUUGAGAAUAUUAUCAGGAAAAACUACACAAUGGCGACGUUCACUGGUACCACUCAUGCAGAAGCGACGCUUAUGGGGCUUCUUAAAUAUUUCUCCCCCGGCUCACCUUCCGUCAAUUAUGGGAAUCAGAUUGAGGACGCCACUCUUCGUCUUCUCAAAGAAUUCAUUGAGCCGGCGACAUUUGAGAAAGCCAUUGCUGUCGGCAAAAAGUGCUGUUGGUGCUGUGACAGGCUCGGCAGCCUUCUUGAUAUCGAUAUCAAGUUGCCCGGCUCACAUGGGGUUUUAUUCGCUUGGACUCCUCCUCGAGUGGGCGUUGAGGUCACUAUUCUCCAACAACUUGAGAAAGAGCUAUGGGACGAAAUGAGCGCGGCUGUAACGGAUAAGAUUUCCGGUGGUCAUUCUCGUCAAAGCUCUGGCUCUAGCACUGUUUUUGACGAAAAUCCCCUAACUUUGGCAGAUCAGGAGAAACCUGGUGUCUAUCCGCCCCCCCCCAAGACAAAAGAUCAGACGGUCGAGGUCGGUAAGAAUGUCAAGUUGCUGAUCAAUUGGAAGAGUAAAGAUAAGAAGAACCACGAGUCGGACGACGCGAAGCCCAACCUUUACCACCGCGUCUUCUGUCGCGUUUAA
This is a messenger RNA of Laccaria bicolor S238N-H82, 1869 nucleotides long. RefSeq lists its product as uncharacterized. Lineage: Eukaryota; Fungi; Basidiomycota; Agaricomycetes; Agaricales; Hydnangiaceae. Bases 1 to 1869 code for a protein of 622 amino acids. The transcript has 9 exons. The record is from RefSeq and is a predicted model, not a curated record.